This is a messenger RNA of Chondrus crispus (carragheen), 297 nucleotides long. RefSeq lists its product as hypothetical. Lineage: Eukaryota; Rhodophyta; Florideophyceae; Gigartinales; Gigartinaceae. The record is from RefSeq and is a predicted model, not a curated record. The coding region runs from base 1 to 297 and encodes 98 amino acids. The transcript has a single exon.
AUGGACCACCGCCGCGGGCUAAUGGCGAGCCGAGCCGACGGGGAGACUUUCUGCCCCCGGCUUUGGGGCCGUGGGGGCGCGCGCCUAACUCCUAAUUUAUAUCCGAGGACCAGCUCAUCGCGACGCCGCCACCGGUGCUUCGUCGUCGGGACGCGUGGUGGGGCGCCGUUUCUGACGCAGCCGAGAGACCGUCGCCUUCAGUGUGGGGGCGAGGGAAGCUCGACAUCAUUUCCUGGUCUGGAGACGGUGCGCUGUGAUGCGGACUUACUUUACAUGAGCAGGUAUCGAAGUAAUUAA